GCUGAAGGGGAGACGACUUUCAACCGAAGCCUGAAUCCCAACCCAACCCGGCUCCACAGGUGUCAGCACUGCGCCCGGCGGGAGGAUGCAGCUGGUCGUCAUGGUAACGGUGGUGCUGGGGCUGCUGGCGGGGGCGAGGCGGGGCUGUGGCUUCGGCUGUCACCCCACUAAUCUCAGCAUCUCGGUGACGAGCUGCGGCCUCACCAAGUGCGUCAACACCACCAUAUGUGAAGGACAGUGCUACCAGAAGGAUCUCAACUACAUCCGCCCGAUUCUUCGGGUUCAACAGGAAAUCUGCAACGGCGACUGGUCGGACGAGGUGACCUACAUCGAGGGCUGCCCGGUGGGCGUCACCUACCCCGUCGCCAGGAACUGCAGGUGUACACUGUGCAAUCCGGUGAACACGGAGUGCGAGCGCUUCAGAGGAGCGGCGCUCAGCUGCUCGUCCUGAUGGGGACGUUUCACCCGCUGGCGAAAUAAACUG
Molecule: messenger RNA, 484 nt
Organism: Salarias fasciatus (jewelled blenny)
Lineage: Eukaryota; Metazoa; Chordata; Actinopteri; Blenniiformes; Blenniidae
Product: gonadotropin subunit beta-1-like
Exons: 3
Coding region: 86-451 (121 amino acids)
Biological process (GO): ovulation; G protein-coupled receptor signaling pathway
Cellular component (GO): cytoplasm; extracellular region
Molecular function (GO): hormone activity
Source: RefSeq, a predicted model, not a curated record